Messenger RNA from Trypanosoma conorhini, 540 nucleotides. Its product is annotated as casein kinase. The record is from RefSeq and is a predicted model, not a curated record. NCBI's taxonomy places the organism in Eukaryota, Euglenozoa, Kinetoplastea, Trypanosomatida, Trypanosomatidae. Gene Ontology annotation, cellular component: nucleus; cytoplasm. The annotation marks the transcript as partial. Gene Ontology annotation, molecular function: protein serine/threonine kinase activity; ATP binding. The transcript has a single exon. Gene Ontology annotation, biological process: signal transduction; peptidyl-serine phosphorylation; endocytosis.
GAUUCUACCGCAUUCUCAACGCUGGCGUGGGGUCUGGGCAUCCCCAACAUCCUGUUCUACGGCGUGGAGGGCGAGUUCAACGUGAUGGUGAUGGAUCUGCUGGGGCCCUCACUCGAGGACCUCUUCAGCUUCUGUGGUAGGAAACUCUCGCUGAAGACCACGCUGCUGCUGGCCGAGCAGAUGAUCGCGCGCAUCGAGUUUGUUCACAGCAAGAGCGUCAUCCACCGCGACAUCAAGCCGGACAACUUCCUGAUGGGCACCGGGAAGAAGGGACACCACGUCUACAUCGUAGACUUCGGCCUCGCCAAGAAGUAUCGCGACCCCCGCACGCACCAGCACAUCCCGUACAAGGAGGGGAUAAGCUGUAUUGUAAAGUAUUGGUUUUUGUUUUUUUGCAGUAGUUACUUUUGGUUUUUGUUGUUGUUUAUAGUGACGGGUGCAUCUUGUCGGUAUGAUUUUUUUUCUCUUUUUUUAUUACGCUGUUUAUUUUUUAUUUGUUCUCGAAUAAUGUUGUGCUUUGUUGUGGGCGUUUUUGCUUAA